Dalotia coriaria is the source of this 1630-nucleotide messenger RNA. RefSeq names its product cytochrome P450 4C1-like. The record is from RefSeq and is a predicted model, not a curated record. Gene Ontology annotation, molecular function: iron ion binding; monooxygenase activity; heme binding. Bases 102 to 1574 code for a protein of 490 amino acids. The transcript has 8 exons. Lineage: Eukaryota; Metazoa; Arthropoda; Insecta; Coleoptera; Staphylinidae.
AGCAAGUUUCGGAACUAAAAAAUACGCCGUUAUCGAAAUUGAUAAAUAUCUGUGGCUUGGGCAGUAUAUGUUUAGUUGGUGUUGUUUAGGUGGUCGGCAACAUGAUUCUUCUUACUGUGAUCUUUGUGGUUUUAGUUGUUUUGUUUUAUAAUCGACGGACGGUUUAUUUAACAUGGAAGUAUCCAAAAGUGAGGACAAUGACUUAUUUUCCUAUUGUGGGACAUCUUGGAAUGAUUAAAUAUAUUAAUCCUAGUGUAAAAAGUUUUAUGGAGUUUUGGUCUUUGUUGACAUCCGAUUCCGGCCGACUUUUACAAGUUCUCAAUAUAAAAAUGAUGAUGGUUUAUAAAGUGGAAGAUGUAGAAGUACUUUUAACACAUGAAAACACCCAAAAUAAGCAUUAUGUUUACGAUUUCUUAAAACUAGCAAUUGGUGAUAGUAUUAUGCGUGCAAAAGGACAAGUCUGGAAGGAUAAAACUAAAGCUAUGCGACCAACAAUGCACACGAAAACAGUCAGUACUUAUACGGAAGAUAUGUGUAAAUGCGUUGAGAUUUUAGCUGACAAAUGGACAAAUAUUGAUAAAACAUUCGAUGCAAUGCAAGAUGUUGCUAAAUGUUUAUUGGACAUGUUAUUCACGACUUCUUUCGGUGUAAAUUUAAACUGUCAAGCUAAUCAAACAAAAUUUGAUGAAUAUUCAGAAAGUUUUGCUGAGUUAUUUAUGGAUCGUUCAAUGUCCGCGUGGAAACAUCCUGACUUUGUGUAUAAUUUGACUUUUAGUAGCAAAAAGUUAAAAAAUGUUAUACAUCAUAUUUCAGAAACAACUGAUCAAAUAUUUACUGAAAGAAAAGAGAUUUACAGUUUAGAACAAGAAUUGGCAAAAGACGAAAUAUGUUUGGAUGAUAAACCGAUAAGAAACAUGAAAUUUAUUGAUUACAUGUUGGAUUUACACACAUUUAACGAUCAAGAAAUAAAGGAUGAAGUUAACACUUUUACUUUUGCGGGUUUUGAUACGUGUAAAGCUGGAGUUUCUUUCACAUUAAUCGCAUUGGCGCUACAUCAAGAUAUGCAGGAAAAGGUAUAUCAAGAAAUUCUUGAUGUAAUCGGUGCGGACAGAACGUUAUCAUAUGAAGACCUUUCCAAACUGGUUUACCUAGACAAAUUCCUGAAGGAAACUAUGCGUUUGUUCCCGCCAGUGACGAUAAUCGCCCGCAUUGCCGAUGACGAGUUCCCAUUGGGCGCCCACAUCGUGCCCAAAGGCACGCAAGUGAUGUGCAAUAUUCUGGCCACUCAUCGAUCCAGUCUGUAUUGGGAAAAUCCUUUGAAGUUUGAUCCAGAGCGAUUCAGCGCCGAAGGGCUCGCAAAGCAAAGAAAAUUCAGUUACAUUCCUUUUUUGGCUGGCACACGAGCUUGUUUUGGUACAAAAGUUGCAAUGUUGUCAUUAAAAUCAGCAAUUGUAACAUUAAUCAGGAAAUAUAAGUUUUACACGCCGUAUAAGUCCAUCGAAGAUGUUAAAUUGGAAGUUAAGGUCACAUUAUCAGCAGAAAAGGGCAUUUUGUUAAGAUUAGAGAAACGAUAAUAAUUAAUUUUAUAUAAAAAGUGUUUAGUGUUUAAUAAAUAUGUAAUUCCUUUUUA